CGGGGAAGCCCAGCCGUGUCCGAAAGGAGCUGCCGGUCUGCUAGUGAAAGAGACUGCGAGCUCCGCUGGGGACUCUUGUCUCACGCUCAGACCUGGCACGUGCGGUGGGUUCGAGUGGGAGUCAGGACGGCGGUCGUGGGAACCCGGACUUCCUGGGGCCUUGGCUUCCUCAGGUUAAAAGAGGAAGUCUGGCCGGCAGGAUCUCCUUAGGCGCUGAAAUCCCGUCCUCGAAGAUGUAUUGAACCCAGAAAGAGAAAAGCAGAGGGAUUAGGAGCAUCCAACACAGGAAGUCAGCCUUUUUAGGGGGUGCAGCGCUAAUGAGUCAUUCUAAGACUGUGGCGGUUUUGACAUCGUUAGUCGGCAUUAUUAACAGCCUUCCAUGAAAGGAAUGUUGGCCACAAUGCCCCGUCCUGCCUCAGUUGGCCUUUGACAUUUACCCCCACUUUGUGGGGGGAAGUUCAUUCAUUCCAUCUCUGGAGAGACUAAUUCGGAAUGGUACGUGUAGCUAAGACUGCCUGCCGCCAGAUGGCAGUUGUGCUUUGGUCCUGAAGAGACGGCCCAUAACUUACUGCAAGUUGUGAAGAGCAACGAACAGAAACAGCUCAUUUACCAGACAACAGCAACUACACAGGGAUUUUGUGCAGCAAAUGCUGUCAGCAUCUCUUAUGUGAGGAGACAGAAGAAUGGGAGCACAAAAAGAUUCGAGUCGGCGGAAGCAGAAGUGGGCUGUGGACCCAAGAAACACUGCAUGGAGUAAUGAUGAUUCCAAGUUUGGCCAGAGGAUGCUAGAGAAGAUGGGAUGGUCUAAAGGAAAGGGUUUAGGGGCUCAAGAGCAAGGAGCCACAGAACAUAUUAAAGUUCAAGUUAAAAAUAACCACCUGGGACUUGGAGCUACCAUCAAUAAUGAAGACAACUGGAUUGCUCAUCAAGAUGAUUUUAACCAGCUUCUGGCUGAACUGAACACUUGCCAUGGGCAGGAAACAGCAGACUCCUCAGACAACAAGGAAAAGAAAUCUUUCAGCCUUGAGGAAAAAUCCAAAAUCUCCAAAAACCGGGUUCAUUAUAUGAAAUUCACAAAAGAUCAAAUCCAGAGCAAGGCCUGUAACAAUCCUGGUUUCUCCAUUUACUUAAGUGAACUUUGCUUAAGGAUAAAAAUUUCUGAUACAAGAACCCAUCACCAAAACUUUAGAAACACUUGCACUUGCAGUGGGAAGGAUCUGUCGUCUCGGAGCAAAACAGAUCUUGACUGCAUUUUUGGGAAAAGACAGAGUAAGAAGACUCCUGAGGAUGAUUCCAGCCCCACCACUCCAGAUGGGAAUGAAACCUCCACUACGAAGACCAGUGCCUUUACCAUCCAGGACUACUUUGCCAAGCGGAUGGCAGAACUAAAGAACAAGCCACAGGUCACAGCUUCAGGCCCUGACCUUUCAGUGACCCAAAUGGAAGGAAAAAGGGGAAAGAAAAUAGAGAAAGAGGCAAAAGAUAAAAAUGUGGAGAAUUAUACCCAACCCCAGGCCAAGAAGAAGAAAGACCAAGUUGAGAGGCAGCUCGGAGCCCCUUGUUGGGGCGAGAAUUCCGAUACUUCUGCUGAGGAUAGAGAGGACUGUGUGUGGCCACCUGAUGACCAGGACAUCCCCCCGAAUGAAACCUCCACUACGAAGACCAGUGCCUUUACCAUCCAGGACUACUUUGCCAAGCAGAUGGCAGGACUGAAGAACAAGCCACAGGUCACAGCUGCAGGCCCCGACCUUUCAGUGACCCAAAUGGAAGGAAAAAGGGGAAAGAAAAGAGAGAAAGAGGCAAAAGAUAAAAAUAUGGAGAAUGAUACCCAACCUAAGGGCAAGAAGAAGAGAGACCAAGUUGAGAGGCAGCUCGGAGCCCCGUGUUGGGGCGAGAAUUCCGAUACUUCUGCUGAGGAUAGAGAGGACUGUGUGUGGCCACCUGAUGAUCAGGACAUCCCCCGGAAGCCCAAAAAAAAGAGAGAAAAGAAAAAGCUACAAAAGCAAGUUGAAGCAGGAGUGGAUGCUACUCUAGAUGAAACACCAGUGAAAAAGAAGAAGAAAAAGAAGAAAGGUUCCAAAUAAAUUCUCUUGAGCCAGGGCGCUCCGACCACUCAGAUGCCAGGGAGCUGCUGAGCAGCUCUGCCCUCCAGGCAGAGCAGAGUUCACCCGGGAGAGUUGCUGCACGUCUUUAACAUGCCCGUGGAUGGCUGCGUCUCGCCCUCUCACCACGUUUUUCCCAAAUCAUAUUCCCAGAAGAAUUUUUUAAUGUUCCAAAUCAUGGCUCUUAUAAACAAAUAAAUUUGUUUUUAGACUCAG
Messenger RNA from Diceros bicornis minor, 2318 nucleotides. It is a transcript of the gene PINX1, whose product is annotated as PIN2 (TERF1) interacting telomerase inhibitor 1. Gene Ontology annotation, molecular function: nucleic acid binding; telomerase inhibitor activity. Gene Ontology annotation, cellular component: nucleolus. The transcript has 8 exons. NCBI's taxonomy places the organism in Eukaryota, Metazoa, Chordata, Mammalia, Perissodactyla, Rhinocerotidae. Gene Ontology annotation, biological process: regulation of ribosome biogenesis. The coding region runs from base 684 to 2084 and encodes 466 amino acids. The record is from RefSeq and is a predicted model, not a curated record.